Caenorhabditis auriculariae is the source of this 1592-nucleotide messenger RNA. NCBI's taxonomy places the organism in Eukaryota, Metazoa, Nematoda, Chromadorea, Rhabditida, Rhabditidae. The record is from the annotation of a GenBank genome assembly.
AUGUAUCGAGUUCCUUGCGUACAAAAACUAUACCGCGCGGUAAAAUUUCGGAUUUCGGCUAGGUUUUUUUCUUUUUUCUGUUGCCGUGUUCAAAGUAAUUUCGCGAAAUGCGAAAUAGUCGUCAGAGAAAGAAAAAUAUAACUAAAUUUUGGAGAGUCAGAGAUCAUUUUGCUUUUCGCUAAAUUACUUUGAACACGGCAUGUAUUCGGAACGAAAAAUCUGCCUCGAAACUAAAAUUGAAUGAUUCGAAACAGAAAUUUUCUUGUCGUUUUGUAGCAACUAGAUGACCAGAACUUUUGACUGAAACGGCUUUUUUUUUCAAUUGAAUGCGUCGAAAAUUUAGUUUCGUAACAACGUGCAUAUAUAUCAGAAGAAAUGUUUCUGUACGAAUCUCAAAAAUCGGUUUCCUUGAGAAGGAUUUUGUUCGAGUGUCUAAUUUUUUUUUUAGUUUUUCACAAAUUCGCUCCAUAUGCGCUAUAUACAUGCAAAAAAAAAAAAAACAAAGUGAUGAUGUCAUCAUUUUCUUUUUUAUACAAAGUUUCUGUCACUAGAGUUAUAAAAUUUCAAGGCGGCUGGUCGUAUUACGAUAAUCAGGCUAGGUUUUUGGAUAAUAAAAGGAAACUUGUGUACUUUUUUGGGACGUAAAUUAUCUUUUAACCUCGAGAGAUAGGUCCUAAAAAUUGCAAAAAGAGAAAAAAGUUUUCAAAAUUUCCGGGCCCCGAAACUGACGGCGCAACCGGCCGCCAUAGCACUGUCUUAAACACACAAAACAAAAAUAUUAAUUUUUUUUUUCUCCCUCUUUCUUGGAAGAGCUUUCUCCCAUUGCUUUGUUUCAAUUUUUUAUAAUUUUAUUAGUCUCCUUGCUCACUUUCUUAUGGUUGAUUUUUAUAAAAAUUUUUAACUUGAGGAUCAUUAUGAGAAAAGGUACAUAAAAGUAGAAGCGGUAGAGUUUAUUAGCUGGUAUAGCCGGUUCAUUACUAGCUUGGGACGCAAAAAAGAUGCGGCCUGUCUGCGCUCUCCACGAGCCUGGCACUGUCUCGUGCAUUAUCGUGUCAGGACCCUUUCGAUGGCUCAAGCGAGCUGUGAAUCAGCUAUAUGAACAAAAAGAUCAGCCGCCUGAGGCGCCGCGGACGCAACACCCGUUUCUGAGUUCAGCUCAUUCUAGUAUUCAGUAACAACAGCGGAGGGAGCAGCGUGAUGGAUGAAUUCGACACGAUUCCAGAUGGAGAUCUUCAAGAGAGCGCAUGGGAACGUAUCCAGGGGCUUUCCGAAAUGUUCCCAAAGCCAGUGAGAAAGAUGGUCACUAGCGGUUGCGAAUGGGGCAUUUGGAGCGCUGCUGGUUUGGUACGUUUAAAUUCUCUUUUGUAUCAAAAAUAUCCGACCUUUUGUAGAAUUCGAGGUAACAUUAAAUUUUUCAGUUGAAUCUGACACGAAAUGGCGUGUGGGUGCUAGCAACAACAUCGCUGAUCGCCUUCCUUCCCUAUAUCAUCGAAAAAGAGCGCAGUGAUCUGGAGAAGACGCAGGUCGCACAGCAACGUCAAAUGCUUCUCGGUCCCACCGCUGCCAUCCAAUCGGCCAAAGAAUCUAAGUAG